AUGCGCCCCCUCCAGGCUGAGGUACCGGGACCUCAGCCCAAGGAAUAUGGGCCCCCGGCAGCAUGUGUCUCAGAGCCUGCCUCCCCCGCCCACGAGAAUGGGCACCCCCAGGCAGCCAGGUCAAGGCUGCCCCCGCCCAGAAAAACCCAGGAGCACGACAAGGACACUAAACGGAUGACAAACAUUAUUGUGCACAGUAUGAUUGAUCAGUGGGUAGUAAUCAAACAUAGUGUUCGCAACAACUACAACGGACACUCCUCCAACGACUGGUCACCACCUAAGAAAUCAGCCAGGCAGGACCCCCGCCCCCUACAGACGCCCCCGCCUCCCCAAAGUCAACUAGAGCCCUCUGCCGUGAGACCAAAACCCAACACGGCCAAAGAAGACUUAAGGUGGAAGCUUCUACACAUAGUAACACCUAAACGGAGCUUGUUAGAAAAGGAACAAACAACAGGAGUAACAAUCAAAGAGAACAUCUCGCCCCAACCGCCACUGGGAGGGAAACAGCUUCAGCAGCAAGUGCAGGGGCUUACCGCCCAACCCGCUGCCCCCCCUCCUCCAGCAGCACCCACCAGGUCAUCUAACAACUAUGCCGAACGAGCAAAAUCCACACAAAUUGAUGGAAGACGGUUACAGCCAAGGUCAAGUCAAGAAAUCAGAGAAAAAGAGACAGAGAAAACCAAAGCCGUUUAA
Messenger RNA from Penaeus vannamei (Pacific white shrimp), 693 nucleotides. The record is from RefSeq and is a predicted model, not a curated record. NCBI's taxonomy places the organism in Eukaryota, Metazoa, Arthropoda, Malacostraca, Decapoda, Penaeidae.